AAGGGCAAAAACCCUACUUCCGCCCUGCCUCCCGGCUCCUCGCUAACUUUCCGGAUCGGCUCUCGGUCUUCCUGGUUCCGCGGACUUGGAGCCGCUCUCUUUGCGUGUUUUCUGUACCAAACGAUGACUUUAUCUGAUCUGGACGCGGAUGUUUCGCUUGUUUUCGUCCAAAAAAACGAGUUUUAAAGUCGGGAAUUAGCGGCUGAUCCGUCAGAUGUGAAGCGGACCUUCGGGGACUCCGUCCUCCGCUUCAGCCCGUGAGCCAAGCUGCCCAGCAUGGGACUCAAACUCGUCGUUUUUACGCUUUUUGCUGCUUUUCUCUCUCUACCGGAGGCGGCUGUGCCUCCACCGGAGCAGCAGCAGGAGUUGGAACCUCUGCGCUCCGUGUUGGACGACUUCGACGUGCUUCCCUUCUCCGGCCUGCAGACCCACUCCGUGCGGCGCCGGGACGUCCAGACGGAGUCGCACGUGGAGAAGCUGCUGAGCUUCAACGCCCUGCAGAGGAACUUCAGACUUUACCUGAGAACCAACAACGAGAUCUUCACGGAGGAUUUCAGGGCCGUGGUCCAGGACGAGGGCGGCCAGAGGCGGAGCUUCCCGGUCAACAGACACAACUACUUCACGGGACACGUCAUCGGGGAGGAAAACUCUCGUGUUCAGGCUCACAUAGACGACCGGGAGUUCUCGGCUCACAUCCUGACUGACGAGGCCGAGUACAACGUUGAGCCUCUGUGGCGGUUCACGGCGGCGCCCGCCGACGGCCGGCUCCUGGUGUACCGCUCAGAGGACAUCAGGAACAUCAGCAGGCUGCGGCGGCCCUCGGUCUGCGGAUACGUGGCGUCCGAAUCCUCCCAGCUCCUGCCUGAGGGCGUCAGAGCCGCCAUGACGGGCGGCCAUGGCGAGGAGGAAGAGUCCGCGCUCAGAGGGAAACGCCACGUCUACGACCACAAGAAGAACACGUGUCCCAUGCUGCUGGUCGCCGACUAUCGCUUCUACAAGCACAUGGGCCGAGGCGAGGAGAGCACCACCAUCAACUACCUGAUCGAGCUCAUCGACCGCGUGGACGACAUCUACAGGAACACGUCGUGGGACGAGGAGUUCAGCGGCUACGGCGUUCAGAUCCAGGAGAUCAUCAUCCAGAAGGACCCCACGGCGGUCGGACCCGGGGAAAGCCACUUCAACAUGGAGGGCAGCCCGGUGGAGGGCAAAGACGUCUGGGACGUCAAGAAGCUGCUGGAGCAGUUCAGCAUGGACAUCGCAGAGAACGCCUCCUCCGUCUGCCUGGCCCACCUCUUCACCUACCAGGACUUUGAUGAGGGCACGCUGGGCCUGGCCUACGUGGCGUCCAGCAAACCGGACUUCCCCGGAGGCCUCUGCUCCAAACCUUGUCCCUCAACAGCCAACAAACACGGAUCCAUCUACCUGAACACGGGCCUCACCAGCACCAAGAACUACGGGAAGACCAUCCUGACCAAGGAGGCGGACCUGGUGACGACCCACGAGCUGGGACACAACUUCGGGGCGGAGCACGACCCGGACAACGUGGCGUACUGCGCCCCGCCGGAGGACCAGGGAGGGAAGUACGUCAUGUACCCCAUCGCCGUCAGCGGGGACCACGUCAACAACAAGCUGUUCUCCAACUGCAGUAAGCGCUCCAUCGUGAACCGCCUGCGCUUCAGAGCCCCGUCCUGCUUCAGGGAGCGCAACGUCAACGUGUGCGGGAACUCCCGGGUGGAGCAGGGCGAGGAGUGCGACCCGGGCCUGCUGCGCUCCAACUCGGACCGCUGCUGCACCCAGGACUGCCGGCUGAAGGGCGACGCCCAGUGCAGCGACAGGAACAGCGCCUGCUGCAAGGACUGCCGGUUCCAGGUGAGAGGCGCCGUCUGCCAGGAGCCCAUCGACGCCACCUGUAAGGGCCACUCCUACUGCACAGGGAACAGCAGCGAGUGUCCUCCGCCGGGGAACGCCCCGGACAGAACCGUGUGUUUGGACAACGGAGAAUGCCGCGGCGGCGAGUGCGUCCCCUUCUGUCAGGUGGCGCUGCAGCUGGAGCCCUGCGCCUGCAACGAGACGAACUCGUCCUGUAAGGUGUGCUGUCGCCGCAGCAACGGGAUCUGCAGCCCCUUCGUCGACGACAAAGGCGACUUUGUGUUUCUGCGUAAAGGCAAACCGUGUACCGUGGGUUUCUGCGACGGAGCGGGGAAGUGCAUGAAGCAGGUGCAGGACGUGGUGGAGCGCCUCUGGGACUUCAUCGACAAACUCGACAUCAACACGUUCAGGAAGUUCCUGGCCGACAACAUCGUGGGCUCGGUGGUGGCGUUCUCGCUCCUGUUCUGGGUUCCGUUCAGCAUCCUGGUCCACUGCGUGGACAAGAAGAUGGACAGGCAGUACGAGCAGACCACCAAGUCGCUGUUCUUCUCCAGCAAUGCCGAGCUCUUGAGCAGCCUGGACUCUGCUUCUGUGCGCAUCUUCAAACCUCUGAACUUCGCUGCCGCCCCGGUGCGCCUGGCACCCGUCAGCCCGCAGCACCCCAGCUCCCCGCCGGUGUUCAGCGCCGGCCCCGCCGCCUCCUCCUCCUCCUCCUCCCCGCCGCCGCCGGAGGCCCCCCACAUGGCCACCAUCCUGGAGGAUCCCAGCCUGGACUCCUACCUGGGCGAGGAGGAGCUGCAGGAGGCGUUCGGGCGACCGGCCGGAGCCGACCCCCGCCGGUCGUUCGAGGACCUGACGGGGAGGAGCCCGAUGAGCCGCAGCGACAAAUCCAAGCUGUUCCGCCUGCAGAGGCAGCGUCAGAUCGACAGCAAGGAGACUCAGUGCUGAGACGCACCACCAGGGGACGCCGUUUCCCCUCAUCGUUCCUCUAAACUCCCCCCCCCUGAAGAUGACGCCUCAGAUAACGAGCCAAACGUCGUCCGUCUGCUUUAAGCGCCGCUCAGCAGCUGCUGGACAACGAGGGUCCCUGAACGCAUCACGCCUCAAACACGCGAUGAUGGAGGUGCUUAAUUAAUCCGUUUUAUUUUUGUUUUGACUAAUUCUUAAUAAGUUUCCGUUCAUUUUUCUGUGUUUCGUUCUACAGCGACUCAUUUUCCACCCCUUAAAGGUACAAACUGUUUAAAUUUGCACUCCAGCGUUAACACAAUCUGUUUCAUAUCUUUAACUUAUUUGGUGUGAAAACCCACAUUUUUCCUUGUUUGGACAGUAAUAACUUGAUAUUUAUAUUACAGAAUUAAAGCUUUAAAGUUUAAACCGGAAAUCGGAUCGGUUUAAAACUCCUCGCAGACAAUCAGGAGAAUACUUUAUAUCUUAAAUAUUUAUUAACUUUAAUUCUGAUGCUUUUAGGAGCUCUGAUAUAAUUUAAAAACAGUUUAAUGCUGAGCUGGCCGUGAAAGUCUGGAUAAAUACGGAAUCAAUUUGUGCUUCCUGCGUUUUUAAGUUUCUACGGGAAAGAAAUGUGACUUUCUAAGAUUAAAUGUUGGAAGAAAUUUAAAAAAAAAUCUUCUUAUUUUUAAUCUGACUCUAAAAAAAUUUAUCUUUGGAAGACGAGAACAACGGUACCGGCUCUGAUUUUAGAUUUUUUUCUGGAAACCAAACAGUUUUUCUCUCGUAUCUCACCGUUUCUGAGAGAAAUUAACAAUUAUAGCAACAAAACAAGAUCAUUAGGAUAAUAAAAGACAUAGGAAAAGAACAUUUUAGGACAAAAUGAGUUUAAAAUCUCAUUACUCACCCAGCAGGUCGGAGAAUAUGUGAAAAACAAGUGUCACCUUUUUAUUUUCUAAACAUAACAAAAACUGUUAAAAAAUAUAUAAAGAAAAAAGAUUUUCCAGCAAAACAAGCUUUUAUUUUCAUCUCAAGAUGACGGGAGACAGAUUUAAACGAGCCUGAGAUGUUGUACGGAAACCUGCCGCGAUAAAAUGACCUUAUGACAAUAAAACAAGAUUUACCUGAAAAUACCGAAUCUAGUUUGGAGAUCAUGAAUUAAAUCGCUUCAUUACAACAAUUCCAGGUUUCUGUAUCUGAAGAUGUUGCAGGAAUAAAACUGCUGUUGCAUAAAAACGAGCAGCAGAGGAUAAUAAAACGCAUCGUCUGGACGGGUCCCCGGUGUCAAACCUAGAAAAGAAACCGUUUUUAGACUCUGGCAGGAAGCUGGAGUACCCUGAGAGAACCCGUGUGUGCGCAGGGAGAACAUGCAAACUCCCAGGCUGGGAUUUGAACCCAGGACCUUCUUGCUGCGAGGCAACAGAGCCACCAGCUGCACCGCCUGAGAUCUCAGGUGGAAAUUUUUAACACUUUUGACACAAACACCAGAAAAACCAAAAUCGCUAUGUAACUAGAAUAUACUUAAAAUAUCUGGAAUUUGUUUAAAAUUACUUUAAAAAUUCUGCCAACAACCCUUUCCCUUCAAAAUAAGAGAGCCAGCAUGAAUAAAGCUUAAACUAUUCCAAAAUUAUUAUUUUUUUUUCCUAAUAAACUUGAAGUUUUUUCAGGGUUUUCGGGCAGUUUUGCAACAAAUUAUUCAGAUAAUGUGUUAUUUUGAUUAGAUUUAAAAUCCUCUGUGGGAUUAAAGCUAAAACUUGACUCAUCCGCUUUUUAUCUGAAAUGGGAGACGUUAGUAUUUUACUCUUUGGGAUAAUUUCAGAUAUUUUCAGCACGGGUCAUUAAAUGAAGCCACUGAACAGGUUUGGGUUGAAAACAAAACAAAAAAAAUCUCAUCUGGAAAUAUUUUAAACAUGGUUAAUAUUUUUAAAUAUCCUGAAAAUGUUUUAUAAACUGAGAUUUAUAAAAGUCCGGAUCGAAACCAAAGAUUUAAUCCAAACUUUGGGAGAAAACCAGCUUUCCUCAAGGCUCAUAUUUUUGUGUUUUAUUGUAUUAAACAGCUGUUCUAGUGUUAAAACCACUUCUGUCAGUAUUUUAUGUUUUUGUCAUUUUUUUUACAUGUUUGCCUUUGUCUAAAAGUCGUUUUUAAAGCUGCAGCUUUUACAUGAAAA
Fundulus heteroclitus (mummichog) is the source of this 4982-nucleotide messenger RNA. It is a transcript of the gene adam17b, whose product is annotated as ADAM metallopeptidase domain 17b. NCBI's taxonomy places the organism in Eukaryota, Metazoa, Chordata, Actinopteri, Cyprinodontiformes, Fundulidae. Gene Ontology annotation, biological process: membrane protein ectodomain proteolysis; Notch signaling pathway. The transcript has 18 exons. Gene Ontology annotation, cellular component: plasma membrane. Gene Ontology annotation, molecular function: metalloendopeptidase activity. The coding region runs from base 277 to 2817 and encodes 846 amino acids. The record is from RefSeq and is a predicted model, not a curated record.